This is a messenger RNA of Lasiosphaeria miniovina, 198 nucleotides long. RefSeq lists its product as uncharacterized. Lineage: Eukaryota; Fungi; Ascomycota; Sordariomycetes; Sordariales; Lasiosphaeriaceae. Bases 1 to 198 code for a protein of 65 amino acids. The transcript is spliced from 2 exons. The record is from RefSeq and is a predicted model, not a curated record.
AUGAGGCAGCGGCACAACGUCCGCGCCCUCGCCCUCUUCGGGCUAAGGCUAAUGGCCCUACACCGCGCAGCCGUCGUGCUAGCAGAAGAAGAGCCGUUCGCCACGGCUUCAACGGCUAUUACAGCGGCGGCGGUGCUGGCGGCGCUGUGCUUUGGCGGCUCUGUUCUAGAGCUGUCGUCUGGCAGCGUAUGCCGGUAG